ACGUUGAAAAGUAUCACUUUCAUCAGCUAUCUAUUACUUUUGACUGCUCGAUAUUGUCAGGAUCAACUAGUAUGGCAUGUCCCCAUAAUCCUUUGCGCGUCACAAUAGUUGCCAGUCAUUCUGCCGACGAGACGAAUACAGUAUGAAAGAGACAACAGCCAAGAGACGCGAGAAAUCCAAGGACUCCAAAGCUGAUAAACAGAAGGAUGCGGGCCCCGAGCCGCAGGAUGUGGAGAUGCCGGAGGAAGACUCUGCUACUGCAGAGAAGAAACCCAAGGAACUUGAUACCCUCACACUUGAAGACAUCAAGGAGCAUGUAAAGCAGAUAGAGAAGGCCGUGUCGGGCAAGGAGCCUCGCUUUGUGCUGAGGGCCUUGCGUGCCCUGCCCUCCACCAGCCGCCGCCUCAACCCCAACGUGCUGCACAAGGCUGUGUCUGGCUUCUACACCUCCAAUGCCGCCGGCAAGGAGUUCCUACUCAGCUUCCUGGAGGAGCCCAUGGACACCGAGGGAGAUGUCCAGUUCAGGCCCCGUACAGGAAAGGCAGCUGCCACCCCCCUGAUCCCUGAGGCGGAGGCCUACCUGCAGCUGCUCCUGGUGGUUUACCUCACCAACAACAAACGCUACACAGAGGCCCAGAAGGUGUCAGACGAGCUCUUGCAGAAGAUCGGCCCUCAGAACCGGCGUGCUCUGGACCUGGUGGCUGCUAAGUGUUACUACUACCACUCCCGCGUCUACGAGUUCCUCAACCAACUGGACACCGUGCGUAGUUUCCUGCACACGCGCCUGAGGACAGCCACCUUGCGGCACGACGCCGACGGCCAGGCCACGCUGCUCAACCUGCUGCUGAGGAACUACCUGCAGUACAACCUGUACGACCAGGCUGAGAAGCUGGUGUCCAAGUCAGUCUUCCCCGAGCUGGCCAACAACAACGAGUGGGCCCGCUACCUCUACUAUACAGGUCGUAUCAAGGCUAUCCAGCUGGAAUACACAGAGGCCAGGAGGACCCUGACCAACGCCUUGAGAAAGGCCCCCCAACACACAGCUGUGGGCUUCAAACAGACAGUCCACAAGUUGCUGAUUGUGGUGGAGCUGUUGCUUGGGGAGAUCCCAGACAGGCUGCAGUUCCGCCAGGCUCCACUGAAGAGAUCCCUAGCGCCCUAUUUCCUGCUCACCCAGGCUGUCAGGACGGGUAACCUGGCCAAGUUCAACCAGGCCCUGGAUCAGUUUGGAGAGAAGUUCCAGGCAGACGGCACCUACACCUUGAUCAUCCGCCUGCGACACAAUGUCAUCAAGACAGGUGUGCGUAUGAUCAGCCUGUCAUACUCUCGUAUAUCCCUGGCAGACAUCGCUCAGAAGCUGCAGCUGGACAGUCCAGAGGAUGCUGAGUUCAUAGUGGCCAAGGCUAUCCGUGAUGGAGUGAUCGAAGCCAGCAUCAACCAUGAGAAAGGCUAUGUUCAGUCUAAAGAGACCAUGGAUAUCUACGGUACCAGGGAGCCCCAGCUGGCCUUCCACCAGAGGAUCUCCUUCUGCCUGGACAUACACAAUAUGUCUGUCAAGGCCAUGAGGUUUCCACCCAAGGCUUACAACAAGGACCUAGAAUCAGCAGAGGAGCGCAGAGAGCGGGAGCAGCAGGACCUGGAGUUCGCCAAGGAGAUGGCCGAAGAUGACGACGACAGUUUCCCAUGAUCCUCUCAGGGGAGCAAGUGCAAAGAUGCCUUGACGUUUUUUCCCUUUCUCUCCCCCUCCAUCCUCCCUCGUGUAAUAGUUGUUUUUGUUUAUUUCUCUGCAGGCAAAAGGCCAUUAUAAAGUUAUAUAUAUAUGUUAGCAUUCUAACAUAUAAUAAGAACACCUCUAUUCAACCCUACCACUGGUCCUCGUUGUCCCUGCUUUUAGACUUUGCGUUUCACUGUUAACUUGCUGGUGGAAGCAUUUGGUGUAUCUGUACUGAGUUUGAGGCCAGCACACAAAUAAACAGUCUUUGUCAAUUUAA
Messenger RNA from Oncorhynchus gorbuscha (pink salmon), 1991 nucleotides. Its product is annotated as 26S proteasome non-ATPase regulatory subunit 3-like. Gene Ontology annotation, cellular component: proteasome complex; proteasome regulatory particle, lid subcomplex. The record is from RefSeq and is a predicted model, not a curated record. The coding region runs from base 143 to 1687 and encodes 514 amino acids. Lineage: Eukaryota; Metazoa; Chordata; Actinopteri; Salmoniformes; Salmonidae. Gene Ontology annotation, biological process: ubiquitin-dependent protein catabolic process; regulation of protein catabolic process. The transcript has 12 exons. Gene Ontology annotation, molecular function: enzyme regulator activity; protein binding.